This is a messenger RNA of Linum trigynum, 1065 nucleotides long. The record is from the annotation of a GenBank genome assembly. NCBI's taxonomy places the organism in Eukaryota, Viridiplantae, Streptophyta, Magnoliopsida, Malpighiales, Linaceae.
AUGAUUGUUGCCAAAUUCCCUAAUCAACAGUCUGAAUGGUUCUCGGGCAGGUCAUCGGGCAGCCUUGGAGGCAGUCUAUGGGCCAGGAUUGUCAAGCUGCAGCCUGAUUUCUGGAAACUUACUCGAAUAGAGCAUAGUCAAGGGUUUUGGACUUCGUUCUGGUUUGAUACCUGGAUCGAGGGCAUCCGACUGGCUGAAGAAUUCGCGAGAGUUGUAGCUGCUGCCGAAUCCCCGAACUCCACCGUUGCGGAAUACCUUUCCUUUUCUGAGGGAAACUGUCAAUGGGAUAUUCCAUUGACUCAUUCACUUUGGGGUGGGGCUGAAAGAGAGAGGGUGAGGUUAUUUGAAACACUUAACUCUAUUCCAUAUCAAAACUUUUUUGCAGGACCUGAAAGACCAAGGUGGCUCCCGUCCCCUACAGCUGGUUUCAGCGUUCAUUCGGCAUAUGAUCACUUAGCUGCGGAAAGAUAUCUGGGAAUCUCGGAGUUUCCUUCAAAGGUGAUUUGGCUUAGCAUCAUACCGAGUAAGAUUUGCAUCUUCCUAUGGCUGGUCUUCCACAAGCGAAUCCUCACCAUUGACAACUUGAAGAAGAAAGGCUUUUACAUCCCGAAUCGGUGUGUCCUUUGCAAGAAGGAAGAAGAGUCCCCGAAUCACAUUUUCAUCACUUGCACUUUCUCAAAUCAGGUUUGGGGCAGGCUAAAAUGCUUUGUUAAAUUGGAAGGAAGUGCUGUAGUGAGUCUGGAUAUUUCAGAAAGAAUCAGACUUUGGUCGCGUUCGAAUCCGGUAAAUCCAGCUCAGUGGUGUUCAAGAGUAGUCCUACAUGCUUUCUGCUGGUGUGUUUGGCUGGAAAGAAACAAUAGGAUAUUCAAUGACCAAGAAAGCCACGUUGCUGCACUUGUAAUGAAGAUUGGAUACACUAUUUUUUGGUGGUUGAUGGCAGCAAGGAAGGUUGACAAAGAGAUUGCAGAAGCAUGGAUCAAAGAAAUGAAGAACAGGCUGUUCCCACAUAAUCCGCAGCAGCAGACUUCGAAUUCUCAUUCACAGCCUCGUGAGGAAGAAUCAUAG